This is a messenger RNA of Ziziphus jujuba (common jujube), 1675 nucleotides long. RefSeq lists its product as uncharacterized. Gene Ontology annotation, cellular component: mitochondrial small ribosomal subunit. The transcript has 7 exons. Lineage: Eukaryota; Viridiplantae; Streptophyta; Magnoliopsida; Rosales; Rhamnaceae. The record is from RefSeq and is a predicted model, not a curated record. The coding region runs from base 57 to 1421 and encodes 454 amino acids. Gene Ontology annotation, molecular function: structural constituent of ribosome.
GUUCCUUAAACCUCGCAAAACCUCGGGGAGAGAGAGAGAGAGAGAGAGAGAGAGAAAUGCUUCGGUCCGUUCUGAGAGGCAAAUCGGCGACUGGCCUGAAAUCGGCUCAGCCAUGGAGUCUCUCGUGGAAGAUGAAUUACGCGGCGAAGAACACAAGCACCAAGUCCAACGUCAAAAAGGCCAAGAAGACUAAAUCCAAAGGAGAUGCUGACGCGUCGAGCGACGCCGCCGCCGCCGCCGAGAGAGAUGUUGAUGCGGCUCUCUUCGAUGAUAACGCAAGGGCUCGCCGGCUCGCUGCAGAUGAGAAUAAUCCGGAGUUGGAUGCGGGUCCCAAUGGCCGACCUCUAUUCACCUCCACUCCUUCACUCUCUCAGCUCACUCGCAAGGAUACCUGCAGCUAUUACAAGUUCAAAAUGGAGGAAUUGAAUGAGGUAUUGCCGGAGGGUUUGCCGAUGGGAAUGGUGAAGGAGUUCGAGGAGUCAAUGCGAAGCGCUUUGCUGAUUCGGCAGAGUUUUCUUGAUCUUCGUGAUAAUUACCGUAGAAUUGUGGAUCCACCAUUGUGGUUGCCCAGUAGUAAAGGUGUAAAAAUAAAAAAGCAGAUGGUCUUGGAUGGCCAUGUUAGCUGUGGGAAGAGUAUCGUGCUUGCCAUGCUUGUUCACUGGGCUCGUGAUGAAGGUUGGUUGGUUUUUUAUGUCCCCAGAGGCUGGGAGUGGACUCAUGGAGGAUUUUUCUAUAAAAAUCCACAAACGGAUCUUUGGGACACACCAGUUCAGGCUGAAAAUGUUCUCAAGGAUUUUCUAAAAUUUAAUGAGAGCCAUUUAAAAAAAUUGCCGUGCCAAAUACUAGAUCCUAUUCCACUGGGAGAGGGUGCUGGUGUUGGAUGGAUGAAAGAUGGAAUUGAUUCCAUGACAAUGCCUGAAGGUUCAAGUCUAUAUGACCUGGUCGAUACAGGAAUUAAACACACUCAUGCAGCUGUAGGAGUGGUAGUUCGUUUGCGGAAAGAAUUAUCACUUGUGAAAGAUAUCCCUGUGCUUAUUGCAAUUGAUCAGUAUAAUAACUGGUUUACAUUCAGUGAGUACGAGGAAGCUGUAACUGUUCGUUCUACUCGUCCAAUACAUGCAAGGGAACUUGCUAUGGUGAAAGCUUUUAGAUCUAUGAUGCAUGAUGACAUGAUGGUGGGUGCUUUCUCUCAUUCAACUGCAGUUGGAAAGCUACGUCAAGAGUUGCCUGAUGUUCCUGUAGAUGCUCGUGUUAAUCUUCCUCGCUACACUUUAGAUGAAGCAGAAACAGUUUUCUAUUACUACCUUAGACAAAGACUAUUACGUCGAGAAGCAUUCUCAGAGGAGAGCUGGAAGAAGAUCUAUUACUUGUCUAAUGGAAAUGGAGCUGAGAUGAGAUGGUUAGCUCCUUUGAUGCGGUAACAUUUAGGAAGAUAUUCUCGAUAUCUUUUGAUAGUUUUGAAAGAGCUUUUUGUUUUUAUAGCUUCUAAAAUUCAUCUCCUUAAUCAAAUUAAAUAUGCUACUGUUGAUUGAAUACAUGAAAUCUGAUGAUGCCGGAAAAAAUUGGCCAGUUUCCUUCAUUCUGUGACUUUGAGUGGUUAUCAUUUUUAUUUGGCCAUCAAGUCUAAACAUGAUGUACCAUAAAUCAAUCAUUUCCUUGAAGUCUUUUCUUUUUA